Molecule: messenger RNA, 1655 nt
Organism: Neoarius graeffei (lesser salmon catfish)
Lineage: Eukaryota; Metazoa; Chordata; Actinopteri; Siluriformes; Ariidae
Product: solute carrier family 2, facilitated glucose transporter member 6-like
Exons: 10
Coding region: 65-1552 (495 amino acids)
Biological process (GO): transmembrane transport
Cellular component (GO): membrane
Molecular function (GO): transmembrane transporter activity
Source: RefSeq, a predicted model, not a curated record
UCUGUGUAUAACAUGAAGCUGUCACACAGGGAGCUAGUCAGAUAGUGAGGACACAGAGGAAGCAAUGGCAUCACAAGACAGUGAAUCAACUCCAUUACUAAGGAAUAAAAAAAAUAAACAGAAAAACAUAAGAAAUACCUGGCUCUUUGUUGCAGCCUUUUCGGCUGUUUUGGGCAAUUUCAUUUUCGGAUAUGCCAUGGUACUUCCCUCCGCGGUGAUUCCACAGCUUCAACAGGAGAAAGAUCCAAAUUUGCACAUGGAUACUCAUAUUAUUUCCUGGUUUGGCUCUAUUUUUGCGAUUGGAGCUAUCGUAGGAGGGUUGAGCGCCAUGGUGAUGAAUGACAAAAUUGGAAGGAAACACAGCAUCAUGAUAUCUGUAAUUCCCUCCACGGCAGGGUUUCUCAUGAUGACGGCAGCGCAUGAAGUGUGGUUGCUUCUCCUGGGCAGAUUGCUCACAGGCAUCGCUGGUGGCAUUACAGCCAGUUCCAUUCCUGUCUACAUAUCAGAGGUUUCACAUCCAGGUGUCAGAGGAGCCCUGGGAUCUGGUCCACAGAUAAUGGCUGUCUUUGGAAGUCUGGCACUUUACCUUCUGGGCUUGGUUCUGCCAUGGCGGUGGCUGGCUGCCGCUGGGGAAGUUCCUGUUCUAAUUAUGCUGUUCCUCCUGUGCUUCAUGCCAAACUCCCCACGUUACCUUAUCACCAACCAAAAACGGGACGAGGCCUCCAGAGCCCUCAAGUGGCUCAGGGGCCCUGAUUCAAAUUACAUUACUGAACUGAAUCAAAUUGAGCGUAGUGUCAAUUCACAGGUUGGUCUACAGUGGUCAGAUCUUCGAAGUCCCUUCUUCUACAAACCAAUCUUGAUCUCUGUGUUCAUGAGAUUCCUCCAGCAGAUGGCGGGUAUUACACCCAUCUUGGUUUAUCUUCAGCCUAUUUUUGAGAAAACAGCCAUUUCACUGUCACCCAAGCUCGAUGCAGCACUAGUAGGAGUUGUUAGAUUGCUCUCUGUUGCAAUCGCAGCUGCUUUAAUGGACAAAGCUGGCAGGAAAGCUUUGCUUUACACAUCAGCAUUUAUAAUGUAUCUGGCCACACUGACAAUGACCUUAUACACCUACAAAACGCCGUGCCCUACUCUGAACUUUACUGCUGAGGUCCCGUCUACAGCAGAUACAUAUGGAGUCAUGGCAGGUCAGACCAUAAGCUCCAGCACAUUUAUCCCCCUCAUCAGCAUCAUGUUUAUUAUAUUUGGUUAUGCAAUGGGCUGGGGUCCGAUCACAUGGCUGCUGAUGUCUGAGAUCUUGCCAACAUCAGCACGCGGCAUUGCUUCAGGCCUGUGUGUGGGGGUCAGCUGGGCCACGGCUUUUGUGCUGAUACUUGUCUUCAUGCAUACAGUGGAUUUAUAUGGACUCUUCGCACCAUUUCUGUUCUUCAGCGUAAUCUGCGUGGUGAACAUCAUAUUCACAGCCAAGUGUGUGCCUGAAACAAAAGGGCGAACGCUGGAGGAAAUUGAGAACUAUUUCAGAACUGGACGCACCUUCACCAUUGCUGAGAGUUAGCCUUACUGCAGUCAGGGAAACUUGUAAAAGCACUUUCAUGUCUUUGAAUGAAGAAAAAUCUCUUAUAAAAGAUGGUGAAUUGAGUGGAUUACUGUAACUCAAA